AUGAAUUCAUCUCAGUCUUAUGGAGUAAAACGAAGCUUAUUUCCAGCAGAUAUUGGUAUCCAGGAUAGUCCAAAACAUCUAUUCUCUGCAAAUAAAUCAGCAUCUAGAAAUCAAACAUCAAAUAAUAAAAAAAAUAUUGAAGAUGAUAAUACUUUUAAAAAGUCAGUUAUUCAUCAACUUCUUACUCUAAAAUAUGAAAUGCGCUCAAUGGAUGAGAAAAUAAACAUAAUACUCAAAUUAGCAGAAGAUGAAAAAAUAUCAUCAAUAUCACAAGAAACUGCAACAUUUUCUCAAUUUUCACAAUUUGAUAAUGAAUUACCUAUCAAAACAUAUGAUGAAUUAAUUGAAAUAGAAAGUAAAAUAGCUAGAGACAAGACUUAUCGUUCAUAUUUUGUACAACGACUUUCCUCUGUUGGAGGAAAAUCUAUUGCAGCUAUGGUUAAACGGAUAAUGACUAUGGUAUUCAACCCAGAACUAUUAAUAACAUUUUCCUACAAUGGCCGUUGUAACAAAAAGCGAAAUUUUGCUGGCUUAUUAAUAAACAAAAUAAUUUUUGAGUCUGUAUUCAAAAUAAAAAAGUUUGCUGCUUCAGAUAACUCAACGAAUCAAAUAGAGCAAGUCAUCAAAUAUGUUUUAAUUCAAACACCAUUUAAAUUAAAAAGGCAAAAAGAAUCUACUAUUCAUACCACGACAGUUAUGGAACAAUCCUAA
Messenger RNA from Macrosiphum euphorbiae (potato aphid), 711 nucleotides. The record is from the annotation of a GenBank genome assembly. NCBI's taxonomy places the organism in Eukaryota, Metazoa, Arthropoda, Insecta, Hemiptera, Aphididae.